UCUUCCUCUCUUCCACAGCAUUGCAGCACUUCAGUGGAAAGCCAGCAAGGCGUUCUUCACUCCUCCCUACUGCUGCAUCUCCCCUACAGCAUCUGCUCCGCUACCCACCUCGCCACCAUGGCCAGUACAGUGUCAGCCUACAAGGAGAAAAUGAAGGAGCUGUCCUUGCUCUCACUGAUCUGCUCCUGUUUCCACACUCAGCCGCACCCCAAUACCAUCUACCAGUAUGGAGACAUGGAGGUGAAACAGCUGGACAAAAGGGCAUCUGGCCAGAGCUUUGAAGUGAUCCUGAAGUCCCCUUCGGACUUGUCCCCUGAGAGUCCAGUCCUCUCUUCUCCCCCUAAGAAGAAGGACCUGUCCCUGGAGGAGCUGCAGAAGAGGCUGGAGGCUGCAGAGGAGAGGAGGAAGACCCAGGAGGCCCAAGUGCUGAAGCAGCUGGCGGAGAAGCGGGAGCACGAACGGGAGGUGCUGCACAAGGCCCUGGAGGAGAACAAUAACUUCAGCCGGCUGGCUGAGGAGAAGCUCAACUACAAGAUGGAGCUGAGCAAGGAGAUCCGCGAAGCUCACCUGGCUGCCUUGAGGGAGCGACUGCGUGAGAAGGAACUGCAUGCAGCUGAGGUUCGCAGGAACAAGGAACAGCGGGAGGAGAUCUCUGGAUAAAGGGCUUUUCUACACAUCUAGCACCUGGUUCCUGAUAACUAACAAACCAACCAACCAACCCAACACAUUUUAUUUUGUUUGUCUAGAUGCAACAUUUGGUUCCCCAUUUCCCCCCACCCUCUGGUGUUCGUUCCCCAGCUACACGCUUCUCUCUCUCUCCAUCCUUAACUGUUCAGUACUUGUGGGGGAUCACAGGCCAUAGGUUACCUCUAAGCAUAAUAGCAGCUAGUUCAUAUGAAGUAUAGAAUCAGUCAAUAACCAAUCAAUCAGCUUCUCUUUGGGAUUUUGUUCUUUUUAAAAAAUCUUUCUUAACCAGAUGUAAAGAAUUCAGAUACUAAUAAAUUCAACCAGCAGUGUCACGGAGAUAUGGAUUUCCUAUCCGGAGCUUAUACUACGCUUGGCAUUUGCUCUGAGCUAGAUAUCAGUGUCAAGACAAUGGGCAGUAAAUAGUGAGAAUUUCUUCCUUGUGAGGGAGUGGUUAAUGGAUCCAUUGUUUCCCAGCAGAUGGAGAAGGGGACCAGAUGGCUCAAGGAAUUGGUUAUGUCAUGCAGAGCCUUUCACCUUGGGUCACUGGUUUGAAGCCAGCCCAGGUAGGUAGUGACUUAGUCAUUACUUUCUGAUGGUGCUUUGGUAGCCCAUGUGAAAUUAGCUGGGGGUCUCAGAGCCUAGUGGACAGGUGCCCAUAUCACAAAAAAUACCAUCAACACAGGCAUUAAUGGCUAUCUUAGCUGGCCACAGGUUGACUAAGCCUGUAGGCUGAACUACCCUCUCAGUUGUAGAGGCAGGACUGGGGCACACUGGCUAAGCAGUGUCGGGGAAGCCUGCACUGUUACUGCCUGUGUUGAACCUGAUUCUAUGGAUAAUUGGGGCAGCUCGGUUUCCAGGGCUGUCAAUCUGAUACUUUUCACAAACAAUAACAUUUCACUUCAAUUAGUAAAUCAGUAAACUAGAAAGUGUAUGUGAUUGCGAAUCAGCCCACAGGCCUUUAGAGAAACUCUAAUUUGGGAGAAUUAUUGUUCCCUCUUCCCAAAGAUGGACGUGACUCUUCAAUACCAUUACAGGAGAGACAUUUGGACCAAAGAUCACAGAACGAACCAGAGAGCUCUGGCUCUCCGGCCUCACGUCGUAGCAAAGGACACGCUGAUCUCUGCAAUGGUAUUUCCAGAAGAGCAGCUUUGGAGAAGAUGGUGGGGGGGACGCUGCCAAGGAGAGGGCAGAAGGGGUUAGGAGAUGUUUGUGUGCCUGCUUCUGGCGUAGUCAUGGCGGUAGAAAUGUAAGGUCAUUGAUUACAGAGAUGGCUGCUGUAAAAGCAGAUGAUGAACCAAACUGUAAGGGGUCUGCCAUUCCAUCUCUGAGGUCAAUAGAGUUGCAGGCACUUAACACCAGAUCUGAAUUUGACUUGAUACAUCAACUGGCGUUUUUAUGUCUGGCUAACGUGCAAGAGGGCAUCAGCUUAAACUCCGUGACGACGUGUUAUCGGGUGUUUGUGCAGGGUUCGGCUUGCCCAAGAGCAUUCCCUUGUGGGAGGGUUUUGUGGAGGAGAACAUGGCAGCUCUUUUUCCUUUUGGAACAUAGAGCAGCAAAGAUUCCUUCCUUCCGCCUUCCAACUUUGCAGUGUACUGGUACGUUUCUUCCAGACCAGUGCAGUGUUUCCAGGGAAAUGGAGCAGAAGCAGGAAUAUAGGCACAGAUACAGGAAGGAAUCAUGGACUCAAAUUCAUCCUCCCUGUGUCACAAACUUCCCCUCUCCCAAUGGCCAUAAUGGAUUCUGUUUCAGAACCCAGGAUGAACUAACAGGCCAUCAAGGGGAACAGGAGGUUACUUACUAGUAACUGGUGUCCUUUGCACACAUUGUCUUCAAAAAGCCACUCUAUAGGUGAGGCACACUACUCCUCCGGUGCGCCUCUGCGGAGGCAAUGUCACCAAGGAGAAUAACUCGUGCAAACAACUGUAUGCUCUGGGGCACAGUGGGUGAAAGACAUGUAUAUACUGCUUCCUUUUACUGUACAUAGAGUGGUUCCUGGCAGGCGCUGAGGGGUGCCACAAACCAGAGUUGGGAUAAGCAGGGCUGGAAUGUCAUCUAGCACAAAGGUGGUGUCAAGACGCCAAAGCAGAUAGAGGUUUCAUAUUUGGUAUAAAGUUCCCCUUGCACCCCCUACCCCCCAACAAAUAUUUGCUGACUCCGUUCUGAAGGUGCAGGUUUUCCAUCUCCAAUGAGCUGGCAGAGUGUAAGGAAUCUGCCAUGCCCCAAACCAGAUGGGUGGCAACUGGUCACAAAAACCCAAUAGUGUGGGAAAGAAGUGGCAGCUGCUGCUGGAAAUAAGGCUGCUAGCCUCUCCCUAAUCUACCCGAGAAUAAAUUCUCCUUUUAACUAGAGAAGAUCCCUCUCUGGCCACAACAUGUUUAUGGAUAUUAGGGAAAAGCUCUGCUCCAAAAGGGAAGGGCUAGCUUAGCCACAAACCCCUCGGCCAGGGUCAGAGAAAGGCCAGGACUGUUAUUUGGCCCCAGUAGCAUCCAGGGACAGGAAGCAUGUUAGGGGCAGGGUGGGGAAAAGGAAAGGAACUGAGGGUUGAAUUUCUUAACAGUAGCUAAUGAUCAGUUUAUAAGUAGCAGUUGUCUUAGAUAAGCAUCUGUGUACACUGCGGAAUCAUCGCCAGAAUCAUCUCAUCCAUAUAGUGACAAUAAAUUUUAAAAAGUUAAUGAAGAAAUAAAUAAAAUGUUUGUGUGUAAGAAAUGGUUGAAACUGUCAAAUGUCCGUGUCUCACACCGGUGGGAGCUGAGAAGGUGUCUGCAAGAUAUUAACCCUGUCCUACUCUCUGUAGUGCUGAGUGUUUGCUUGGUGUGUAAUUCUGACCUGAGGCUUGUUGUAAAUACUGUUUUUAGUACUAUGACGAUGAUGAUUAUUAUUAUCAGAAAUGUUGUACUCAUGAGCACGAGAUUAAAACAAACGAGAAACAACCAUUUCCACUUUGAUUACCCACUGGGCUCAAAAGAAUUUGGAGGCAGGCCCAGGUGAGGGCAGGAUGCCUGGGGCCAUGGGAUCCAGGCCCAGAGAGAGCAGUACAUUGGAGAGGCAAGUGGCUGCACAGUACAUAGCUGUUUGCUGCCUGCUGAGGUGGCUGGGCUGCUUCAGGUGGAAGGUAAAUCAGGGACUCAGGAGUAGGAGGCAGACCAAGA
Terrapene triunguis (Three-toed box turtle) is the source of this 3836-nucleotide messenger RNA. It is a transcript of the gene STMN3, whose product is annotated as stathmin 3. Gene Ontology annotation, molecular function: tubulin binding. The coding region runs from base 118 to 660 and encodes 180 amino acids. The transcript is spliced from 5 exons. Gene Ontology annotation, cellular component: neuron projection; cytoplasm. The record is from RefSeq and is a predicted model, not a curated record. Lineage: Eukaryota; Metazoa; Chordata; Testudines; Emydidae. Gene Ontology annotation, biological process: microtubule depolymerization; neuron projection development; regulation of microtubule polymerization or depolymerization.